AUGUCUCUAAUGACUGUGGGUCCUACUCCCUCAUUUAAUUCUUCAGUAUUACCAAUAGAAAUUAUACAUUUGAUUAUCAGCCACUAUGUUGAGAUGGUACCUCGUGCGGCUUCAGAUCCCAUCAAUUGUGCGGAGAAACCUCUUUUGUUGCUCAACUCUUAUGUUCAUUUGUUAAAUUUACGUUUAGUUAGUAAAUCUUGGGCAUCAGAUGUUCUUCCUUUUGCAUAUAAAUCUGUCUAUUUGUUAUCACCAAAUAUGACGGCCGGUUUCUUGAAAUUGUGGAAGUCUCCUGUGUCAAUUUCUUUUACUCAUCCAUUGUGCCGUAUUUGCUUCAAUUGUCUCUUGUUUGUUUCUGAUCGCGUCAGGGAUCAAGUGUUUGGGGGUUCAUUGGGUGAUGAUCAUGGGGGAACAGAUGCUGUGGUAAACAUGUUGGAUGCGUUGGCAAUUCCAAUGAAUGUGGUGGCAGAUAUUAUUAGCGCUUGUGGUCACAACUUGGACAGUCUCAAACUCAAAUUUGCUAACUCUGUUGGCUUUUCCCCUGCCUUGUCAAGUGCAAUCAAGGAUAUUAAAUGUCUCAAGGUAUUAAUAAUUCAUGGUAGCAGGGAGGUCGGUGUGUCAAAUCAUUCAAAUUCUAUCAAAGCAGUACUCAAAUCAACACCUUAUUUAGAAUCUCUAUCAAUCUCAUGUAGCUCUUUAAAACCUCUAGAUUUAGAACCCAGGGCUUUACCAAACUUAACACACCUCUGGUUGCAAUGUCAAUCCUCAAACUUGGACACUUUUGGAGUUUUAUGCCAUUGUGUGAAACAUAGCGUCAAGUUAUUAGAAUGUAUACCAACUCAAGAUCAAGAUCUAGCUGGUCCUAUCAUUCUUUUGUUUUGCAAGGGUCUAGAAGGAUUGUUCAUGGGAUCCAUCCCUUAUCGCUUACCACAUUCCGUCGCCCAUACUCAUUUCCCUCAACUACGUCUUAUACAUUGCAUGUCUUUCGAUGCCCAGUCAACAUCUGUUGCUUGGCUAAAGUUGCCAAUUUUUAGUGAACUCGAGGUCUUGGUCACAAGUUAUUGGCACACAAGAAAAUAUUGGGUUUUUUCGUUGGAACAUUUAGAAUAUGUCCCUGUUAAUUUUCCUCGUAAUUUCAGAACCAUCAUAUUUAUGACUUGUGAUGGGUCAAGUGUAGACAAUCCUGGACUGGUGGCCGCCUGCGCUCUUUAUGGCAUACAUUGUGUUUUCACUAAUGAAUUAUCUCACACUGAAUUGUUGUCAAUUGCUUCGAAACAGAAUAGUCCUUGA
Melampsora larici-populina 98AG31 is the source of this 1287-nucleotide messenger RNA. RefSeq lists its product as uncharacterized. Lineage: Eukaryota; Fungi; Basidiomycota; Pucciniomycetes; Pucciniales; Melampsoraceae. Bases 1 to 1287 code for a protein of 428 amino acids. The transcript is spliced from 2 exons. The record is from RefSeq and is a predicted model, not a curated record.